AUGAGAAUCAUGCAUCUCCCACGAGCUCUCGCCGUUGCGGCCGGCUUCUGCGCCCUUCUUUCUGCCGCCGGGGAAUCCCCCAUUCCAGGAUUUGAGCUCGUGGACGUGGCGUGGGAUGUUGAGGUCUUCCCUGGCGGUCCACAUGUUCUUUUGAAUGGUACAGUACAAGACGUUUACGAACAGCUAAUCGAACUCAACCCCGAUUUCAUCAUCGACCUGAGCGAUCUCUAUGACGAGGACGACGACGUAGAUGAGGAUUCGUUGUCGACAUUAACGCCAUCGACCUCGUCAACUCGAUCAUCCAGCCUCGGUGUGGCUCAGCCCACGCCAUCAACAAUCGUCGAAAAGCGCCAGAGCCUUCGAGACUACUUCUGCUUCGGAAGGUGGCCCGGUGCCAGCCGUCGGCGCAUUGGAGAGGGAGUAAGCUAUCUACGACGCAUCCCAGGGACACCCACCCUGGGGCCCGGGCCAGGAUCCUGUGGCAGGGUUAGCUGCUCGUAUGACGCGGCCAUCUAUAUGUGCAAUGAUAACUCCGGAUACUACACCCUCAGCAGUUGGAACCUCGUGGCUGAUGGGGCGGACUUUAUCAACUCUCGUUGCAUCGGCGGUGGGGACACUGCAGGCCAGAUUUUCUACCAUGAAAACUGGAACGUGAUUGUUCGUCAGGAUAACUGCUAG
Molecule: messenger RNA, 678 nt
Organism: Aspergillus calidoustus
Lineage: Eukaryota; Fungi; Ascomycota; Eurotiomycetes; Eurotiales; Aspergillaceae
Source: the annotation of a GenBank genome assembly